Nycticebus coucang (slow loris) is the source of this 860-nucleotide messenger RNA. RefSeq names its product putative protein FAM172B. The record is from RefSeq and is a predicted model, not a curated record. Lineage: Eukaryota; Metazoa; Chordata; Mammalia; Primates; Lorisidae. The transcript has a single exon. Gene Ontology annotation, cellular component: nucleus. Gene Ontology annotation, biological process: regulatory ncRNA-mediated heterochromatin formation. Gene Ontology annotation, molecular function: siRNA binding. The coding region runs from base 57 to 860 and encodes 267 amino acids.
UACAAAAAGUACAUAUCCCACCUGAGGCUGAUGAGGAACAAAGAAGCUUUUUUUUCAUGAGUGAAAGAGCAUUAACAAAUCAUCAUUCUGCUCUUCUUGUCCUUCUUCAAGACCAUGGGGUCUUCCGAGCUGGUCAGUGGAGUCAGCAGGCAAUAAUACAUCAUGGUCUUCAACAUGGAAGUCAGAUACCAUGUAUUCAGAUGGCAUUGCAGGCACAUCAUGAUGUAAUUGUGCUAAAUCCCAAUGACAAUUUUAUGGACCUAAAUAUGGCAAAAAAGUGGAACAACCUCUUAACACAAAAUAUUGAGUCUUCUUCCCCCAAAAUGGCUCAAACUGAGAGUUUUUUCUCUCUUCAGCAUCCUCCCCAAUGCAUUCCAAAAAGAUACAGCAACACCCCUGAAGAACACAUGGCUUACAUAUGGGAUUACUUCAUUUCAAAGACUGAAGGCAAGGAUGUUGCCUUCAUCGUACAUGGUUAUGGAGGCUUGGUUUUUAUGGACUUGCUUGUUCGUAGAAAGUGGGAAGUGAUGAGCAAAGUAUAUGCUGUUGCACUUAUUGACUCUGAACAUCACGUAGGACACCAGCUGGGAAGUGAUGUACAAUUAUUAGCAUGGGUAAAGCACCACUGCCGUGAAUGGGUGACAAGUCCUAAGCCUUUGGAUAAGCCUGCAGCUUCUGUUUUGAAAAAGCAGUUUCCUAUGGUUUCUGCUGGCACAGAAAAAUACCACUUAGCUCCUUCCUCUAGCCUUCAGUCAAUUUUUAAAUACUUACAAAAAGCUUUGAAAGCCAAAACAACUAUUAAUUUUUCACGAAUGCCAAUAGUAACUAGAAGCUCCACAAAAAGAAAGCAAAGUGCCUAA